Chiloscyllium plagiosum (whitespotted bambooshark) is the source of this 3538-nucleotide messenger RNA. NCBI's taxonomy places the organism in Eukaryota, Metazoa, Chordata, Chondrichthyes, Orectolobiformes, Hemiscylliidae. The record is from RefSeq and is a predicted model, not a curated record.
GUGUGCUUCCAAUUAAACCUGUUGGACUAUGACCUGGUGUGUGAUUUUUAACUUCGUCCAAAUGAAAUCACUUUGUACAUAUUUCCCACUCCGUUUUCUCUUCUUUAAGGAAAAUUAACCCAAGCUAUCUUAUCUCUCUGCAGAACAUAAAUGUUUGGGGUUAUUUUUGGGAGCAAUGUGUAAGGCAGCAGCAGGUUGCAUAUCUGCACCUAAUGACUACUCAACUACUCAUGUACAAACGUGCCAGCAGGUGGUGCUUUUGUCCAUAGGGAUGCCGGGAAUUGUAGUCUCUGGUCAGCUACACACACGGGCAGUACUAUUCUACGUCUUAGGGUUUGCUGGGAGCUGUAGUCUGUCCCGCGCGAUAGGACUACAACUCCAAGCAGGCAAGAGAUUUGCGCAAGCGCACUUGCAGAGAUCCUGCCCAUGGUUGCCUAUGCGGAGAAGGUAGCGCGCGGGGCGAUGUCGAGAUCUGAUGAGGAAGAGAUGGAUUUCGGGGGAUUCUCUCGAUUUGACAGUCCAAGUAGCUCAGCCGGAAACAGUGAGCGAGAGUCCUGGCAGGAGGAGGAUGAACCAUCUGAGGGAGAAGUGGCACAAGAUGAGCAGAGUAUUUGUCUAGCUGAUGUGAAUCCAUAUAUUCUGUGUCCUGUCUGUGGAGGCUACUUUAUUGAUGCAACCACCAUCACAGAAUGUCUGCACACAUUCUGUAAGAGCUGUAUUGUGAAACAUUUUGAGCACAGCAACCGCUGUCCGAAAUGCAACAUUGUUGUCCAUCAGACACAACCGUUGUAUAACAUAAGACUGGACAGAAAACUACAAGAUAUCGUUUACAAGCUCGUGCCCAACUUAGAAAGCAGUGAAAAUAAGCGACUUCAUGAUUUCUACCGAGAAAGAGGGCUUGCGGUUCCCAGACCAGUUGUCCAGGUGUCCAGCAAUGGUAAAGUGAGCCGUAUCCAAUCGCUGGAUAAGAAGCUGGCAUUACCCAUGGUUCCCCUGGACAGUCCAUCAUCGCCUCAUCUCGAGAUCUCAUUGGUGCUCGAAUUUAUUGGAGCUGAUCUUGGAGUUGGUGACUACAAGCCACUGCAAAAGAAAUACAUUCGUGUGUCAGAGGAGGCAACUAUUCGACAUGUUGAAAAGUUCAUUAGAAAGAAGCUGGAAUUGGACCCAAUCUGUCAGGUAGAUAUCAUCUGCGGAAACAAGAUCUUAGAACAUCACCAGACCUUGAGGCACAUUCGAAGCACUGUUACCCACAGCAGCAUACGGGUACAUUAAAAGUAAAAGGAUGACAAGGGAAAGAGUAGGGCCAUUAAGGACUACAGUAGUGAUUUGUGCAUGGAGCCAGAGGAUGAAGAUAGGGUUCCAUAUAAAUACCUUGGUCGGUUUUCACUACUGAGGGCAUUGGUAAGAUCACAAUUCCAAGACUGUGUGUAGUUUUAGUCUCCUUAUUUAAGGAAGGAUGUAAAUGUGUUGGAGGCAAUUCAAAGGCGGUCAGCUAGAUUGAUGACUGGAGUGAGUGAGUUUGUUCUUAAGAAUAUGGCUACACUUGUUUUCAUUGGAGUUUAGAAGAUUGAGAAGUGAUUUAAUUGAGAAAUCUUGACAAUGUGGAUGUGGAAAAGUUAUUUUCCCUAGUGGGUCAGUCCAAAAUUAGAGUUCACUGUCUUAAAAUUAGGGAUUGCCCUUUUAGGACCUAGAUGGGGAGCAUUUUGUUUCUGUCACAGAUGGGCAACUUUGGAAUUUUGCUUUAGAAGGUAGUGCAGGCAAAGUCAUUUAAUACUUUUGAUGAAAGUUAGAUUCUAGUUAGGCAAAGGAGUCACAGAUAGUAGACUCGAUAUCAAGUUCAAUAACUUUAGGGCUUGAGCUCUCCCAUGUCCUUACUCCAAUCCUCACACACCAGGCUUUGUCAUUAUAUAGCCUGUUGUUAGCCAUUAACAGUUCCCAUUAACAACUAUUCACCAUCCUACCUGAUUGUUACCCAUUCUAUUGUCUGUCCAAAAGUUCUUCUCUCUCUUUGAGCUUUAUCUUUGGUGUAUAAACUGUUAUUUUCCCAGCUGCAGUAAGUUCUAAGGAAAUGUCACUCAACCCGAUUUCUGUCCACAGAUGCUGCCAGAUCUGCUGAGAUUUUCCAGAAAUUUCUGUUUUUAUUUCUGAUUUUACAGCAUCUGCAGUUCUUUUGGGAUUUCUUUUCUUGAUCAUAGUGUCCAGCACUGGUCAGAAUGGGCAGAGGAGGAUGGAACUUGGGAGCAGGAGUCAACUUACUUUCUAUCUGUUUUGUCCAUCCGUGCAGCUUUGUAUUUCUCGCUCAUCCUUUCCCUGAAACUGCAAGAUCCUGCCUGGGGCUGAGCGGGUGCCUUGCCUCUGACAGUUGUUUGAGUGCUAGCAGCCUGGGCCAGUUCUUCCAUUGACAACUCUUAAGGAGAAUCAUGUGCCAUCUUCUACUUCCCCGGCAUGUUCACAAUCCGCCCUCGACGGAGCAGAGCAGCUUUGGAAUGCCAGUGCUUGUCCAGCUGCACAGUAGCCUUUCAAAGAUGACGUGAGCAUCGGGGGUUCCAGUCCUUUGGCCACAAUCCACUGAGUGGCGAGUUCUUCGGGGAAUAGCACGUGGUAAUUUGGGGCUGGAAUCUGAUGUGACAGGCAGUUAAUGUGGUAAGUUUGUUAAGGUUCAGCAAGAAGGUUUGCUAGGCCAUAUGGUAGAAGUCCCACCAAAAAAACUCAACACUAGUCUCACUUGGCCAAAUAAGGUAAGAUUCAACCCAAAGUAAUAAUAUCCAAAUCAUUUGAUAUUGUGAUGUUGAUCGAGGCAUAAGUAUUGACUGGAUCACUGGGGUGAACUUCCUUGUUCUUCAAAAUAGUGGCAGUAGAUUUUAACUCAGCCAAAGAGGGUGGACUGGACAUUAAUGUUUCAUCGACAAGAUGUUAUGUUUGAUAGUGUAAGACUCCUUUAAUGCUGUAAUGAAACAUCAGCCUCGAUUUUAAUGCUCAGGCCUCUGGAGUGGGAUUUGGAUCAUAAUCUCCUGAUUCACAGGUGAGAAUGCUAUCCACUAAGCCACAGCUGACAUCCCAUUCAAUGGUCAAUAACUGACUGUAGUCAGGUCACCUUGUAUUGUCAGAUAAUUAAUUUACUCACUGUAACUAAAAGGCCCCUUUAGUACCCUGCCAAAAAUGUCUAUAUUGCAAUUUUACAAGGAAGGCUAGCUUGGAGCCCCAUUGGUAUCUAUUUCCCAUUGGAUAGCUAUUGCACAACCAACUUUGAGGUUUCAACUAGUUGCUGCCAAGGAGAAUUUCAUUUGCUACAAUUUGCUGCUCCUUUCUUCUCAAGGGAUAUUGUAAGUUUGAUGGAUAUAUUCUGAGUAGGCAGUGAAUGUCAUGCUGUAACUAAGUGAAUGCUCCUGCUGUGUGACCUGUGACUGAUCUCACCAAAGCUCAGCUGCACAUGUGCAGUAACCAAGGAAACAGCCUCUUGAGGUAUCAGGUCCUAAUAAAUUUAAAAUGUAUUUAAUGUAUUUUCCACUGAUUAGUGAGCGGUCAGUGCUCUGCUGUG